This is a messenger RNA of Gasterosteus aculeatus aculeatus (three-spined stickleback), 3592 nucleotides long. Its product is annotated as sorting nexin-14. Gene Ontology annotation, cellular component: late endosome. Gene Ontology annotation, biological process: autophagosome maturation. NCBI's taxonomy places the organism in Eukaryota, Metazoa, Chordata, Actinopteri, Perciformes, Gasterosteidae. Gene Ontology annotation, molecular function: phosphatidylinositol-3,5-bisphosphate binding. The record is from RefSeq and is a predicted model, not a curated record.
CGUGUGCGGCAGCUGGACUAAUCAGCCAGCACACCGUUGAGAACGAGGCACUUCCUCGUCUCCUGAUACGGACCCUCGGGCGUGUAUUCAGGCUCGUUUCCUUCGUGACGCGACGCUUCUCGUUACCCCGCCGCCGGCACGCAGCGGAGGUGACAUCACGCGUCUCCGGCGCGCCGACCGACCGACCGACCGGGCCAGCGACCGGUGCCCCUCGAAAUGGACCGAAGUGACGGCUGGAGCCCCGCAGCCAUUACCCCGGCGGCGGAGUCGUAGUGCGGCGCGUCCACAGAUGUUGCCGCGCGUGCCUCGCCCUCUCCGACGUUGACCGUACACGAGCGAGCGAGUACGAACCCUACGCAUUUAUUAUUCCUGCAAAAUUCACGACGGUGCCGCCGGGACUGACACACAUCCACCGCACACAUCACAUGACAUGCGAUAGGCCGUGCACGCGCAGGAUGGGGUGCAUCAGGGCUUGUCUGCAGAAAAUGCGACGCACGGUCAAGCUGGAGAGGUUCAGAGAGCUCGGGCGACAGUAUCCAGUCUUCUGCUUCCUGCUGCUGGUCCUGCUGCUGACCACCGUGCUGUUUAACAGAUACAUACACAUUAUGAUGGUGUUUUGGUCCUUUCUGGCCGGAGUCGUCACUUUCUACUGCUCUUUGGGCCCCGAGUCUCUGCUGCCCAAUGUCUUGUUCUCCAUCAAACCCAAAACCAAGUUAUACGAACAGGAGCUGUUUCCUCUGGGCCACAGCUGUGCUGUUUGUGGAAAAAUCAAAUGCAAAAGGCACAGACCGACUUUAUUAUUGGAAAACUAUCAACCAUGGCUUGACCUGAAAGUUCCCUCUAAAGUGGAUGCUUCUUUGUCAGAGAUUCUGGAGCUGGUCCUGGAAAACUUUGUGUAUCCUUGGUACAGAGACGUCACGGACGACGAGGCGUUUGUUGACGAGCUCCGGGUGACUUUGCGCUUCUUUGCCGCUGUCUUGGUCCGCCGAACCCAGAAGGUGGAAGUGGCCUCACUCAUCACGCAAAAGCUUCUUAAAGUUUCCAUGAAGCACAUUGAAAUAAUAAGCAAAGCGAGACAGAAAGUGAAGAACGCAGAGUACCUUCAACAAGCCGCCCUGGAGGAAUAUGGUCCUGACCUCCACGUGGCCCUUCGCAGUCGCAGAGAUGAGCUCCUCUACCUCAGGAAGCUGACAGAGUUGCUCUUUCCCUACAUUCUGCCUCCCAAGGCUACAGACUGCAGAUCUCUUACUCUGCUGAUAAGAGAAGUGUUGGCUGGUUCUGUCUUCCUUCCUUCAAUGGACUACUUGGCUGAUCCUGACACAGUGAAUCAUUUACUUUUAAUAUUCAUCGACAACUCUGCUCCUGAAGAAGCCACGGAGCCCACUUCAAUGUUGGUUCCGUUCCUGCAGAAGUACUCUGACGUUCGCAGCAAAAAGUCCUCUGUGCUGAAGUUGGAGUUGAAGGAAAUCCGAGGACAGCAAGACCUUCUCUUUCGUUUUAUGAACUUCCUGAAGCAAGAAGGGGCUGUUCACGUGCUCCAGUUUUGUCUUGCAGUCGAGGAAUUCAACGACCGGAUACUGUGCCCGGAGCUCUCUGACACCGAGAAGAUGAGGCUUCACGAGGAGGUGAAGAAGAUCUAUGAGACGUACUGCUUGGACGAGAGCGUUGACAAGAUCCGCUUCGACCCCUUCAUAGUGGAGGAAAUACGCAACAUUGCAGACGGCCCGUUUGCCGAGGUGGUGAAGCUGCAGACCGUGCGGUGUUUGUUCGAGUCCUCCGAGCACGUCCUGUCCCUCCUGGAGAACGUUUUCACGCCCAUGUUCUGUCACAGCGACGAGUACUUCCGCCAGCUUCUCAGAGGAGCGGAGUCGCCGGCCAGGAAUUCCAGGAUGAGCAGAAAUAGCCUCAGUUUGGAUGACAUUCGUUCCUGGGACUGGAGCCCCGAGUCCCCGUCCUCAAUGUUCACCGCCUCUGGCAGCUCUUCACCUGCAUCCUUUAACUCCCUCCAUGCCCAGCCCGCGUUCACCUCUAUCCCAUACGGCUCGCUAUCCCACCGCCACUCAUCACCCAAGAACACAUCAAAGAGGGGCGAGUCCUUUGGGAUCAGCCGCAUCGGCAGCAAGAUCAAAGGAGUGUUCAAGAGCACAACCAUGGAGGGAGCAAUGCUGCCCUCCUAUGGGCUGGUGGAGGGAGAGGACGAUCUGGUUGAGGAAGCCACAAUGGUGCUGGAGGACGACUCGCCAAUGGAGGCCGCCUCCACCCCGAGCACCCCCCGAAACCUCUCGGCCUGGAACAUCACCAUCCCGUACAUUGAUUUCUAUGACGACGAUCUGAAGAGGGAGAGGAUCCCUGUGUUCUGCAUCGAUGUAGAACGCAACGACCGGAAGGCAGUGGGACAUGAGACUGAGCAUUGGUCCGUGUACAGAAGAUAUCUGGAGUUCUACGUCUUUGAAUCAAAGCUCACUGAGUUCCAUGGCUCAUUUCCAGAUGCACAUUUGCCUUCGAAGAGAAUCAUUGGUCCCAAGAAUUACGAGUUCCUCUCAUCGAAGCGGGAGGAGUUUCAGGAAUAUCUUCAGAAACUUCUGCAGCACCCGGAGCUGAGCAAUAGUCAGCUCCUCGCCGACUUCCUGUCCCCCUACAGUAUGGAGUCUCAGUUCCUGGACAAGAUGCUCCCUGAUGUGAACCUGGGGAAAAUCAUCAAGUCGGUCCCCAGCAAACUUAUAAAAGAGAAAGGGCAGCACUUGGAACCUUUCAUCCAAUCCUACUUCAACUCCUGUGAAUCUCCCAAAGCCAAACCCAGCCGUCCCGAGCUCACCAUCCUAAGCCCCACCUCGGAAAACGAUAAAAAGCUGUUCAACGACCUCUUCAAAAACAACGCCAACCGAUCGGAGAUGACUGAGAAGAGACCCAAUCGGAACUACUUCAUGGAAAUGAUCACUGUUGAUGGGCUUUAUGACUACUUAAUGUUUGUGGGCCGAGUCGUCUUCCACGUCCCCGACUGGCUGCACCACCUGCUGAUGGCUGGCCGGAUCCUGUUGAAGAACACGCUGGAAGCCUACGCAGACCACUACCUUCAGAAGAAACUGAACCAGGUGGUCCAGGAGCACCGGCUCGUCUCGCUCAUAACCCUGCUGAGAGACACGGUGUUCUGUGAGAGCAGUCUGUCCCGCUCGCCCGAAGACAAGCAGAGGAGGGCCAAGAAGACCUUUGAGGAGAUGAUGACCUACAUUCCAGAUUUUCUGGGGAAAUGUAUUGGAGAAGAGGCCAAGUACGAAGGGGUGCGUCUCCUCUUUGAUGGACUGCAGCAGCCAGUUCUCAACAAACAGCUGACGUAUGUGCUGCUGGACAUCGCCAUUCAAGAACUUUUCCCGGAGCUAAAUACGCAGGUGCAGAAGGAGGCCUCUGUGAUGGCUCCAUGGAUGUAAAAAGGGCUUGACGUGCAUUAAACUGAGAAUCAACUGAAGCUAACAUGUAGAUCACAUGUGCAGUGUCUGACCUGGAUACACGCCGCAGCAAGAGCAGGAAACACAAGGCUUCCUCUGCUGUGUGUAUCAUUUAUUUUGCUAAAUAAAUUAUAGAAAUAACACCAUAA